Messenger RNA from Pocillopora meandrina, 333 nucleotides. The record is from the annotation of a GenBank genome assembly. Lineage: Eukaryota; Metazoa; Cnidaria; Anthozoa; Scleractinia; Pocilloporidae.
AUGGAAAGUGGCUGCAUCAAAGAUGCUCAAAUCACUGCAUCCUCACAAUGGGAUAGAAAUCAUGCAGCAAUCCAGGGAAGAUUAAACUUUAAGGCUGGUGGAGGCAAGCAAGGAGGAUGGUCAGCAGGGAAGAAUAAUGGAAAUCAAUGGAUACAGGUGGCUCUUGGCAGCUACACCAAAUUAACAAGUAUAGCAACACAAGGAAGGAAUGCUAACAGCCAGUGGGUAACAUACAAGCUGCAGUGUAGUGAACAUGGAGUGAACUUCUACUACAAUAAAGUACCAAGACAGAGUUCACCUAAGGUAUGCAAAUUGCCAUGUGCCACAUAUUGA